This is a messenger RNA of Nicotiana attenuata, 944 nucleotides long. Its product is annotated as xyloglucan endotransglucosylase/hydrolase protein 2. Gene Ontology annotation, molecular function: hydrolase activity, hydrolyzing O-glycosyl compounds; xyloglucan:xyloglucosyl transferase activity. The record is from RefSeq and is a predicted model, not a curated record. NCBI's taxonomy places the organism in Eukaryota, Viridiplantae, Streptophyta, Magnoliopsida, Solanales, Solanaceae. Bases 35 to 889 code for a protein of 284 amino acids. Gene Ontology annotation, biological process: cell wall biogenesis; xyloglucan metabolic process. The transcript has 4 exons. Gene Ontology annotation, cellular component: apoplast; cell wall.
UAUUGAUCAAGAAUAGAGUAAUAUUCUUCCAAAUAUGCGUUUUUCUCUAAAUCUUGUCUGUCUUUUUGCUUUUCCCCUAGUUAUAGGGGCUUUUGCCAGUAGAGCCAAAGACUUGCCUUUUAAUGUCAACUAUCAUAUUCUGUUUGGAAAUGAACAUGUUGUGUCCUUCAACAGAGGAAGAGAACUUCAGAUUUCAAUGGACAAAACCUCUGGAUCUGGCUUUGGAUCCAAGGCGAAUUAUGGUUCAGGCUUCUUUCACAUGAGAAUAAAGCUACCAGAUAGAGACUCUGCAGGAGUCGUGACUGCUUUUUAUUUAAGAUCAAAUACAAAGAAUCAUGAUGAGGUAGAUUUCGAGUUUUUGGGCAAUAGAGAAGGUAAACCAUAUACGUUGCAGACGAACGUAUUUGCAAAUGGCCAAGGAAACAGAGAGCAAAGGAUGCAUCUUUGGUUUGAUCCAACUGCAGAUUUUCACAACUAUAAAAUCCUAUGGAACCAGCAUCAGAUAGUGUUUUUUGUGGACAAUAUACCAUUUAGGGUGUUCAAAAACAAGGCAAAUAUUGGAGUGAAUUACCCAUCAAAACCAAUGCAAAUAUUAGCUACAAUAUGGGAUGGAGAUAAUUGGGCAACAGAUGGAGGAUUAACAAAGACCAAUUGGUCAUUUGCACCUUUCAAAUCUCAUUUCCAAGAUUUCAAUAUUAUUGGCUGCCCAAUUAGUUCCAUUAAUACUAAUUGCAAUUCUCCUAAUUUUUGGUGGAACCAAAAAAAAUAUUGGAAGUUGAGUUCUAAACAAAGAAAAAAAUAUGAAGAAGUUAAAGCCAAGUAUAUGACUUAUGAUUAUUGUGUUGAUAAGUCUAGGUUUUCUACUCCACCCCCAGAAUGUUUUUCAUAAUUGUAUAGAAAAAUAGUACAUGCACCUAUAAUAAAUACUUUAAUUUUUUUUUCAA